Molecule: messenger RNA, 357 nt
Organism: Eruca vesicaria subsp. sativa (arugula)
Lineage: Eukaryota; Viridiplantae; Streptophyta; Magnoliopsida; Brassicales; Brassicaceae
Source: the annotation of a GenBank genome assembly
AUGUUUGCAGAUGGAAAAAGAAAAGAAACUAUUGAUGGAAGACCCAAAACUAAAAAAAAAAGUUUUAAAUUUGAUCAUGUGUGGCUGUUAAUGAAAGAUAUUCCCAAGUUUUCAGAUAAAGUCAAUAUCGGUAUCUCGGAUAUUGGCAGCGAUACUGUCGGCUCUCCAGCAUCACAAUCUCCUGGAAUUUCUUCAUUCUCAAUCAAUUUAAGCAGUGAUGAUGGUGGAUCAAAUUCGUCACAAUGUCCUAUUGGAGCGAAGAAAGCAAAACUUAAAAGAAAACUUUCUGAAGGUAAUACUUCAUCUAUGGAUAAUGUGAUUUCAGCAAACGAACAAAUCCUAAAUUUCUUGAAAUAA